Molecule: messenger RNA, 2350 nt
Organism: Ixodes scapularis (black-legged tick)
Lineage: Eukaryota; Metazoa; Arthropoda; Arachnida; Ixodida; Ixodidae
Exons: 1
Coding region: 68-2350 (760 amino acids)
Source: RefSeq, a predicted model, not a curated record
GCUACUGGUACAAGCGUACACGAUUUUGGACAUUUUGGGACGCCGCCUUGCCGUCCUACAGGCAGACAUGGCGUUCUUCGGGAUCUCUCUGAGAAAGCGUCACGUGGACCCUGGGCUCUUCGGGCAUCUUUCGGCGACCCGGAUUCCCUGGAGCUGCAAAAAGAAGAUCAUCAAGGCGUACAGGGAUGCCACAAGUGCCAGGGUGCUUGAGCUGAACAGGGCAUCGGUUCGGCUUUGGACGAUUCUACUCGGAGAGGGUUACAGGAACCACCAGAGGUUUCAACUGUGGGACACAGGAAGAAGACAGCAUUUUGAACGAAACUGGUAUGUGCGACGAAGAUUAGUGUUGGACGCUGUAAAAAGGUCGAAUGUUGGGUUUGGAAAUAGUUGUAGUUUUGUGAAUGGUGACCAAUCCGCUGGGGCUCGGAGGUGCGGUAUUGUGAAUCCUUGUAAAGUCGCAUUUACAGAGAGGACGGAGGAAUUGUUGAGAGGAGGACCGAAGUUUUGUGUAAAUGUAAAACCGUCGAGAGUAGAUGUUUUUUCCGCGAUCCAGACAAUUGCUAGAAAAGUAGGGUUAGACGAAAGGGUUGCUUUUGUGGACUACGCGGUCAGUAGAAUGGAAAGAGUUGUGGAUGAUUCGUAUAAAAAAGACAGGAGGAAUUUUCAGGCUAUCACGGAAGUAAGAAAGGACUUUAAAUCUAGAUCACUGGAAUUGUUACAGACCGAUAAGAGCGGUAUGUUUGCCGUCCUUCCAUUGGCGGUUUUUGAAAAAAAGUCAACAGAGGCAUUGGACUCGGUAUUCAUGGCAUGGCAAGGCAAGUUGGGAAAAUUAAGGAAGGACAUCUCAGCUACACUUAAAGACGAGGGUUUAGAGACCUUAGCCAGGAAAGUCCUGAAUCAGCCGAGAAGCACUUUAAGUUUAAAAUUCUUCUUAAAGGACCACAAGCCGGAAAUGCCGUUCCGCACGGUUAUUAAUGAGAACGGAACGUGGCAAAGCAUGGUUUCGAAGUUUCUUCAAAAAGGUUUAGACUUCCCUAGAUUGGAAAACAGUCUUUCGUUAAGAAACUCAGACGAUUUUGUUCAGAUUUUAGAUGCUCACCAUGGGAGGCAAUGCUCGUUGAUCUCGAUGGACAUUAAAGAUCUGUACUAUUCUCUUGAAAAACAGCUGUUGAUGAGUAGGGUUAGAGAGGCUUUGGAGCGUAAUUUGGUAAAAUUUCAAUCAGGUACGGGGAUUCCGGUAGAUAGUUUUUUAGCGAUCCUGGAUCUUUAUCUUAAAGCCACGGUAGUGGAGUUCAAGGAACGCAUGUGGAUUCAAAAGAAGGGUGUGUGUAUUGGGUCUGCGGUGGCACCUAUUUUGGCAGAAAUUUAUUUAAACUCUUUGGAUAACGCGAUCUCGGAAAGGCUGGCAGUUUGGGGGUCGGGUGAAGUUUUAGUAAGAAGGUAUGUUGAUGACAUUGUGGUCAUGAGCUUUCAUGGGAAGGAUACGGGAGCAAUAGAGAGUCUGGUGAGAGCCUCAGCACCGGAACUUACCUUUACUGUUGAAGGGCCAGACAGAGGAGUUUUGCAGUUUUCAGAUGUACGUAUUCACGUGCAAGAAGGAGUGUGCUGGGAGUACGGAAAAGAAUCGGCAAAGCCAGUUUUAAGUAGAAGAAGCUGCCAUUCAAAGACUGUGAAGGCUGGGGUGGUCAAAUCAAUAAUCGGAAACGCUCUAAAGAAGUCAUGUCUUCAUUAUGUAGGCCAAGCCCUCAAAAGGCAGUGGGUGAGGUUAGAGGAUGCGGGUUAUGAUAAAGUUUUCAUCACGAGGCAGCUCUCCCCAAGUUUCGGCAAGAGAAAUGGAACAACGAGAGAAAGAAGUAAAAAGGUUGCCGUAGUCCCGUACUACCACAGUGUUUCGCACAACCUUAAAGCGAGUGCUCACAGAUUUGGAGUUGACGUAGUGUUUUCAGCUGAUUACAAAUUAAACAGGAUGACUCUGUUCUUUGCACCUCCAAAGGAAUGCAGAAGGCAACAUCAGGACAGGUCAGUGGCUUGCAAAGGAGGUGUAGUCUAUGAGAUACCCUUAGCAUGUGGUUUUAGAUAUGUGGGGCAAACUUCGCGGUGCGUGAAUGACAGACUGACCGAGCAUAAAAGAAAUGUAAAAAACGGGGCACCGAACUCGGAGAUCGCCAAGCACGUGUCUGAGUGCAACAAUUGUAAGGUGUUUUGGUCGGAAACGGAGGUAAUACAUCGAGAGGAAAAUGAGAUAAAAAGGGUAGUGAAGGAAACAGUCCGAAUUAAGUCGAUGGGAAAUUGUAUUAGCCAGCCAUCAAUGCAUCUAGGAGAAAGCUCAAGAAAAUUCCUCAAGAUGUAA